Molecule: messenger RNA, 1756 nt
Organism: Drosophila gunungcola (fruit fly)
Lineage: Eukaryota; Metazoa; Arthropoda; Insecta; Diptera; Drosophilidae
Product: fatty acid hydroxylase domain-containing protein 2
Exons: 6
Coding region: 331-1548 (405 amino acids)
Biological process (GO): sterol biosynthetic process
Molecular function (GO): C-4 methylsterol oxidase activity; iron ion binding
Source: RefSeq, a predicted model, not a curated record
AGAGAGAAAGAGACGGAAAGAGCGCUUUUCCAAAAGCCGAGAUUCAAAAAUAAGCGUUUGAUUUUAACUAUUCAUGUCACAAAGCUAACAAUAAAUGCGGAUUAUUCAUUCGGUUUAUUUAUUACUUAAUUAUUUCAUUCAAAACUAAACCGGCUGAAUAAAAUCACAGGGUUAUUAGAAAAAUCGAAGUGCGUUAAAUGUCAAGGACGACGGAAAAGCCACAACAAAAAGGAAAACUACAACGAGCGAGAGAGCAACAACUAGGAAAGUUGUAAAGAAAACUGAGAAAAAAUUGGAAAAACUGAGGAAAACGGAGGAAAAGCCGUGAACAUGUCGAAUCCGGUGCACGGCAGACCGCCAAAUAAUUCGGGCUCCUCCGCUUCAUCCUCUUCGUCCGCCUCCUCGCCAAUUUCGGUAACCGUGCAGCCCGGGAAUGCUGGAAACAGCUCCUCAUCCUCCUCCUCCUCCUCUUCGUUGGGCGGUGGAAUCCUCAAAGAGAAGGUGGGACUGCCGCCGGUCUAUCUGAACCUCAAUGAUAAUGCCAAGGAUCAAAACCCAUCCUCCUGUUCGCCUCUGCAGAACUGGGACGACACCCGCACCGCCGACGUCUGGCUGUCCUCGCUGCACAGCGUCAUCUUCAUCAUCACCUGCGCCCUGGCCGCCUUUAUCCUGUUCCGCAACGUGCUCACCUGGCAUCUGCAGAGCUUUUGGGGCGCCUCCGGGGAUUUCUGGCAGUCGCAGUGGGACAAAUUCAUCGACUCGUUCGGUGACGAACCCAUGGUGCUGUGGGUAUUUGGCACCACCAUUUUCACGAUGAUCGUCUACUGGACGGUGGGCACACUGUACACCUUCAUGGAUCUGACCAAUCGGCCCGCCUGUCUGCGCAAGUACAAGAUCCAGCCGGGCACCAAUGAGCCCGUGGAAGUCCGUCGUCUGCUGAAGGUGAUUUGGUGCGUGGUCUGCAACCAGAUAUUCGUGGGCAUACCCCUGGCCUACGCCAGCUACCGCCUAAUGGAGAUCCGCGGACUGAGCGACAUCCGCGACCUGCCCACAUUCCACUGGGUCUGUUUCGAGCUGACCGUGUGCAUCCUGAUGGAGGAACUGGGAUUCUACUACUCGCACCGCCUACUGCACCACAAGCACAUCUACAAGUACAUCCACAAGCAGCACCACGAGUGGACGGCCCCCAUCUCGGUGACGGCCAUCUAUUGCCAUCCCAUCGAGCACAUCUUCAGCAACCUGUUGCCGCCCUUCCUGGGCGUCUUUCUCAUGGGCAGCCAUGUGGCCACCGCGUGGCUGUGGUUCGCCCUGGCGAUCCUCUCCACUCUCAAUGCCCAUUCCGGCUACCACUUGCCGUUCUUUCCCAGUCCCGAGGCGCAUGACUUUCACCAUCUGAAAUUCAACAACUGUUUCGGCGUGCUCGGAGUGUUGGAUCGGCUCCAUGGCACCGAUUCCCUUUUCCGGGCCACCAAGUCGUAUGCGCGACACAUCAUGAUGCUGAGCUUCAAGCCGCCACGCGAUGCUUUCCCAGAUCCGACCAUGAAGUGAGCAGACAAAGUCCAAGCAUUCCUCAAUCUGUGUAUACAAAUUUCAAUUGUGAUAUGACAAGGCAGAUCCUAUUUUGUACACCUCAUAUGUAGACGUCGUUGUGCAGAUCCCUAGAACCCUGCACCCGCGAGCACCGCUCCCAGAGCGAAUCCCCCACAAAUGUUAAUCGAGUCGAAUAAAGCGUAAAUGUAAAUGUAUAGACAAAAGU